Molecule: messenger RNA, 4081 nt
Organism: Hypanus sabinus (Atlantic stingray)
Lineage: Eukaryota; Metazoa; Chordata; Chondrichthyes; Myliobatiformes; Dasyatidae
Product: TNFAIP3-interacting protein 1
Exons: 8
Coding region: 124-1311 (395 amino acids)
Biological process (GO): regulation of transcription by RNA polymerase II; cellular response to lipopolysaccharide
Source: RefSeq, a predicted model, not a curated record
GGGACACAGUAAGAUGCACUUUGGAAAGGUCCAACUUAAAAAGUCGAAAGUCAAGUGACAAGAGAUUCUGCAGUGAGCUGAAGAAUCAGUGUGUAGUCUCCGACCAGAGCUAGUUCGUGAAGAAUGGACGGUGAGGCAGCGCUAAUACCCCACUCUACCCCGAAUCUGAUUAUGUCGCCGACGCUGGAAAAAGUUCCUCAGCUCCAGCGCCAGGACUCAGGCAGAGGCAUCACAACAUCGGGAGGAAACAUCGCAAGGAAACUAAACGAGCCAUUCCAAAUACAAAAUGGGAGUGAACUGGGAGAUGAGGAGAAUGUGACUUUUAUCACAGAAAGUAUGAGUGUCACUACAGCAGAUGAGGAGAAGCUACUACUUCUGAACAAGAACACUGAACUGAGACGCAUUAACCAAAAGCUGAUGAAACUCAACCAAGACUGGGACCAGAUCUACCGAGUAGCUACGAGUGAACUCCAGCAGAGACUGGCAGUACUACAGAUGGAGGUCUUAGAAACCAACCAGCAUGCAUGUGCACUUUCCAAAAAACUAGAUAAUGAGCAGUGCAAAAGGGAGUAUUACGAGCAAUCCUUUAUGCAAGAAAUGAAAAGGAAUCAACAGCUCCAGGAAUAUGUGAAACAGCUAGAAAAUAAAUUGCACACCAUAGCAGGAAGAGACCAAACACCACUGAAAGAUGAGCCAUGGAGACCAACUCUAAGUGAUAAAAUAGCCGACAAUAUUGUCCAAAAACCAGAAGUGAAUCAAAAACAAGCAGUGCCCUCAUCAGCGAACCACGCACAGGUCUUGGCAAAGUCAAGGGAGCUAGGUCAUUGCAGAAUGACAAAGCCAGAAGAAAGCCAACUCAGAUCUCCAUAUGGGAUCUCCCAGAAGGACUGUACGGAGCUUAUCGAUCAAAUGGCUGCCCUUAUGUGUCAGACAAAGCUGUUUGAAUCAGAUUAUAAGACGGAGCGCAAAGACCGACAACGCACUCAAGCUGAAAAUGAAAGACUAAAGAAAGCAACAGAAGAUAUGUGUCUGCAGAUGAAUCUUCUUCAAGAACAGCUCAAGAUAUAUGAGGAUGAUUUUAAAAGGGAAAGGUCUGAUAAACAAGUUCUUCAGCGCCUGCUAAAGAGUAAGUCGGAAAGUAAGGAGCCAGUUCUCAUCCACCGGUGCAACAACACGCAUCAGAAAUCUGGAGAAAUUAAGAGAAUACAGUGCAGUAAGCACUGCAUUGAGCGGCACUCGAAUUGUUCAAACCAUCAUAAGUGUAAAGGUGCAGAAGUUCAUGCAUUGCCUUACUCUAUAGACUACCAUUAAUGUAGAACUUUUGAAGGUUGCAGUGAAAGGAGUGUUAUCAGUGUCCUUGGAAACCUGCUUACGUUCAUGUCCUUAUUUAUAAUUGAGGCAAAAAAAAACUAUGGCCAUUAAAUAUUCUGCAUAAAUUAUUCUUGUGUUUGAAUUUCAUGCCCUUUGGAUGCAGAACAACCUCUUUAGAAUGAAUACGUUAACAUGUCUGUAUAAAAUUCCAUUAUGUGCCAGAUUAUUAAUGGAUUCAUUUAAUGAUGUAGUUAAAAUGAUAUACUGACGUAUGUGUUAGUUUGUUAACAGUAGCAUGGUGAUUAGUACCUUUUACCUAUGAAUUAGAAAGUAGCUGGUUCAAAUCAAAUGCAAGGCUGGAGCACAAUUAUCUAGGUCAAUGCUACAAUCCAAUAUUGAUCGAUCAUCCAAAUUACUGCUCAUUCUAUCUCACCACCCAGUCUGACGACAGAGGAAGAUGCUUGGCAAGACAGGACUUGGCAGGAGUAUAUUGUCCACCUGAGCAUGAUGGCCAAUAAUAUAAACUUUACAUAUAAUAGACAUCUGUUUAAACUGCUCCUCCAAAAAUGGUCAUGUUUAAAUUUGCACAUUCCUGCAUAACCACAAAGAGAAAAAGGAAGAUAACUAUUUUUCAUUUAUAAUGUAGCUGUUGACCUUGACACUGAUUGCAUAACAGUAGAUGCUAACUGUAUUGGUAAACUGUUCAACCUCCUUCUCACUAUCGCUCUGAUCACAGUAUCCUUCCACAAAUAAGGUUCCCAGGUGGAGCUGAGGUUGCAACAGUCAGUGAAGCACCAGCCUCUGGUUACAUGAGCAUGUUUGCAGGUUAUGUUACCUGCAGUUAUCAUAAGACAUUUCUUCAUUAUGUGAGAAGCAUAUACAUUCAAACUACUUACUGAUGUUUUGGAUAGUCCAAUCCAAUGCCUUAUUCCUGACGCAUCAGCCACCAAUUCAUUAAGUCCAAAACUAAAGAACUGUUUUUCAAGUUGAUUCAUUCUGUAACAAAGUUCUGGCCUGGAUAAGGCUUACCCAUCAAGUUAACUAAAAAUGAAUGGAUUAUUUGAUAAUUACUUUAUUGAAGUUUGUGGAGACUUGCUGUGAGUGCAAAGACCUGCAUUCCUUCGACCUGGGAGGCUGAAAAAUUUUAUAAGCUGUAAACGCAUUUUUUAAUUUAAUCUGUAAGGAAUUGCACCUUAUGUUGCUAAUACUGUAAUUUAUCUUGUUCAUUCAUAUUUACACUUUAUUUCAUUUAUUUACAGUAUAUAAUUUUAUAUUUGGGGAGGUGUAUCAAACAAAAUAGGAUACAUCUAUAUUGUGUUGUUUGUAGCAAACUCUUUAACUUGGUAACCUUUUGUGCAUAAGGUUAUUGGCUGAUAAAGCUUAGAAACUUUACUGAGAAAUUAAUAUUGAGUGGUUUCAAUAGUAACGUUCAAUAACAUAUUAUUGGAUGACUAGAUUAUAUACAGAGUAAGGUUUGUAACUUGUAUCUAAUAUGACUCCAUUAGGAGUUAAUAAUAUUUUUCUUUCUCCCUGAUAAUAAUUUAAGAACUUUGUUGGCUUAUACUGGGAUAUUUGAUACCAGUAUGAGAGGGGAGAAAAAAGACUGAAGGACUUUAAUCUGGUGUUUCAUCUUUUUUUGAUUAAAAAAAUUAUUCUAGAAUCUUAACACCUGUAUCAGUAAUAUUCAGAAUUCAUUGAAAUUCCAGUGAUAGUUUUUAGUUGGGGUGGGUGGGGGAACUAUAAGCUUGAUCUUUUAUGAUAUGUAAAUUCAGACUUUAGGAUGUGAUCAUUAUACCAUUUGUGAAGUGCAAGGCACUCCAGAUAGUUAUUUUAAUAUUUCUAUGUUAUGCAUCUGUCACAUAGAAAUCUCAGAAGAAAUAAAAUAAGCUUACUGUGAAAUCAUUUUGUGAUUAUAGGUGGUGAUUUAAGAAAUAUUUGCAUCUGCUAAAAGGGCACUAUUUGUGAAAUGAGCUUAGAUAAGCAUAUUGCUUUGCAUAGAAGAUUGGGGCUGGAUAACUAUAGGUCUGUAAAUCUAUGAAUCUGAUGCAUGGAGAUAAAAUAAUAUAUAUGAAGGUUCACUUGAACUACAUCCAAUCAUGAUUCCUUUUCGGAAAGGGAGCGAUGUCACUAUUUGAUAUAAUGGCAAAUAAAAUGCAAUUUUUUUUACUUUGCCAACAUAUGUUACAGAAUUGACAUUGUUAUGAUCAUUUAAUACCAAGCGGUGACAAAUAUCUUUAUUUCAAAGAAUUAUUGCCCAUCAGCUUAUGCAUAUUUUGUGCAACUUGUUUGCUGAGGUGUAACACCUGUCUGAUUUCUCUUUUCCCGAUUUUACAGCCCAGGCACCUAAAACAUCAUAAAGUAUUAAUGUCUGUUUGCAUUGUCAUCCCGUGCAGAGACAAAAUCUCUUAUGAUAAUUUUGUAACAAGUGAAAUUGGUGCCUUUUUAUUCAAUGUGCUGGCAGAAACCUAAACAUCUUUGGAAACCUUUUCCAUGCCUAAGCACCCCCUGGUGGCAGGGGUUAACUACUGCUUCAGCUAGCUAAAUAGACUCCAUAUUUGUGUUGUGGGUGGAAGUGGUGCGGGAGAAUUGCAGGGUACAUUGAUCUUUCCACCUUCUUAAUGUAAAAUGAUGUCCUUUAUAUUUUGCAAUGCUUGCAUUCACAAGAUGUAUCAUGUAAAUAUGUCCUGCUUGUUUAAAAUUUCUGUUUUACUGAAGUUACCAAUUAAUAACUAAUAUAUUUCAUAACCUAAUGUGAAAUAAAAAUGCCAUG